GCCCGAUGCCGGCCCGGGAGCGGCCGAGCGAGGCACAUCGGCCGGAGCGGCGAGGCGAGGCGAGGCUCGAACGGAUCCGCAGCAGCCCGAGGCGCACCGGCUGGAUGAAGACUUCGGAGUCCUUCACUGAGAACAUCCAGCUACUUUGAUCCUGGACCUUUCGGCUUUCCACCAUGUUCCACUUAAUCAAGAAGGACCGAGACGGGUCCAGGAGGGAGAAGAAGAAGGAGAAGGAGAAGAAGGAACGCAUGUCGGCCGCCGAGCUGAAGAGCCUGGAGGAGAUGAGCCUGCGCCGAGGGUUCUUCAACCUCAACCGGGCUUCCAAGAAGGACUCCAAGAACCGCCUGGAGAUCUCCAACCCCAUCCCCAUCAAAGUGGCCAGCGGCUCGGACCUCCACCUCACCGACAUCGACUCAGACAGCAACCGGGGGAGCGUGAUCUUGGACUCGGGGCACCUCAGCACGGCCAGCUCCAGCGAUGACCUCAAAGUGGACGACGGCACCUUCAAAGGCUCGGUCCUCCAGCGAGCUGCCAAGUUCGGCUCGUUGGCCAAGCAGAACUCGCAGAUGAUCGUCAAGAGGUUCUCCUUCUCCCAGAAGAGCCGCGACGACAGCGCCUCGGAGACCUCCACGCCCUCCGAGCAUUCGGCAGCGCCUUCCCCUCAGGUGGAGACGCGAACCCUGGAGAUGCAGCUGUCGAAACACGGCGCUGGGACUCCUCCCGGCGCCCCAUUGGCGUCCGCCUCGCGCACCCGGCUGCCCGAAUUGGUGAGCAAGAGGUUCCCCGCGGAGCUGAAGCUCCCCGUGGUGGUCCCUCCGCAGCCCCCUGUGCCCCGGCAGCUGGAGCUGCAACGGCGCAACACGGGAGACUUCGGCUUCUCGUUGCGUCGUACCACCAUGUUGGACAAGGCGGCCGACGGGCAGGUGUAUCGGCGAGUGGUGCAUUUUGCCGAGCCGGGUGCCGGAACCAAGGAUCUGGCUUUGGGCUUGGUGCCGGGUGACCGGCUGGUAGAGAUCAAUGGGCGCAACGUGGAAAAUAUAUCCCGGGACGAGAUCGUGGAGAUGAUCCGGCAGUCGGGCGAGACGGUGCGGCUGAAGGUGCAGCCGAUUUUGGAACUGAGCGAGCUGAGCCGCUGCUGGUUGAAGAACGGCGAGAGAGCCCAAGGAGCAGCCUUUGAUGUGAGUAGCUGGCUCGCGCGGGGCAGGUUGGGGGCUGAUGGGGGUCUCCCUUGUGUCCGAGUGGUGAAUUUUGGCUGAGUCUUGGCUCCUGGGCUGCCUUGGUGGGACUUCAUAAUGCCCAUUCUCUGGCGUUGUGUGGCCAUCGCAAUCGGCCCUCUGCGCCUACGGUUGUGUUACGAGAAAUUUGCCGCACAGAACCGUUUUUUUUCUUCUUUUGCAAAUGAUGCGGGACACUUAAAAAAGUCUGGUUGUUGUCCAAAUGUUUGCAAGAAAGCUCGGGAAAAUUUAAUUCUGCAUUUCAGCGGGGUUC
Messenger RNA from Pantherophis guttatus, 1488 nucleotides. Lineage: Eukaryota; Metazoa; Chordata; Lepidosauria; Squamata; Colubridae. The record is from RefSeq and is a predicted model, not a curated record.